GGGGUGUGGGUUUGUGUGUGUGCUUGUGUUUUUAAAGACAAGAGGAGUGUGUUUGUGCUCUUGCAGAGCAGAGGACCGAUAACUCUUCAGGAUGCAUCAGCUGCUAGUGGUGACCUUAGUGCUGGUGGCACUCUGCUGUCUAGGGCAUGUUGAUUCUUCAGCUUAUGACAAGAUAGUGACCCAUAGCCGCAUACGGGCCAGGAAAGAAGGGCCCAAUGUGUGUGCUCUGCAGCAGGUCCUAGGGAGUAACAAGAAAUACUUCAGCACAUGUAGGAACUGGUACAAAGGCUCCAUCUGUGGCAAGAAAACCAUGGUUGUAUAUGAGUGCUGUCCUGGGUACAUGAAGCUGGAGGGCAUGAAAGGAUGUCCUGCAGUGGCUCCUAUUGACCAUGUAUAUGGCACACUGGGGCUUGUAAAGGCUACGACCACACAGCACUACUCUGAUAUGUCAAAGCUGAGAGAGGAAAUUGAAGGCAAAGGCUCCUACACCAUGUUUGCACCUAGCAAUGAUGCCUGGAAUCAGCUGGACCCUGCUGUAAGGAAUGCGCUGGAGAGCAAUGUGAACAUCGAGCUUUACAAUGCUCUUCACUUCCACAUGGUGAACCACCGUCUUCUGACCAAAGACAUGAAGAAUGGCAUGACAGCCACUUCCAUGUACAAUGACCUGGGGCUCUACAUUAACCACUACUCAAAUGGGAUUGUGACAGUGAAUUGUGCCAGGAUCAUCCACGGUAACCAGGUGGCCACAAAUGGGGUGGUGCAUGUCAUUGACCGGGUCAUCAGUGCUGUUGCCACCACCAUCAAGAAUGUUCUAGAUGCCAGAGAUGAGCUCUCCCAAUUCAAUACUGCAGUAUUGGCAUCUGGUUUGAUGGACAAGCUGGACGAGCCUGGCCAGUAUACUCUGUUUGCUCCCACUAAUGAAGCCUUUGACAGACUGGGCCAAGGCUACCUGGAGCAAAUCUUGGAAGACAAGGAUGUUAUUGGAGCCCUUGUGAAGUACCACUUGUUGAACAGUGUCCAGUGUUCAGAAGCAAUCAUGGCAGGGUCAGUGUAUGAGACCGCAGAGGGCAGCACCAUAGAGAUAGGCUGUGAUGGAGACACUCUGACAGUCAAAGGCAUCAAGAUGGUGCUGAAGAAGGAUAUUGUUACCACCAAUGGUGUCAUCCACCUCAUCGACCAGGUUCUCAUCCCUGACUCAGCCAAGGAAGUUAUGGAGCUGGUGGGAAAUGGCCAGAGCACUUUCAACGACAUGAUAUCUGAAUUGGGCUUAGCGGCUGCCCUGGGUCCAAAGACAGAGUACACACUACUUGCUCCUGUCAACGCUGCCUUCAAUAAUGAGGUGAUGUCAAAAGACCAGAGCCUGCUGAGACUCAUUUUAGAGAACCACAUCUUGAAGCUGAAAAUAACGCUGAGUGAGCUCUACAAUGGACAGCAGCUGGAAACACUGGCUGGCAAACUGCUCAGAGUCUUCAUUUACCGCAAUGCUGCAUGCAUAGAAAAUGCAUGUAUGGUGCGCGGCAGUAAGGAGGGACGUAACGGGGCCUUCCAUGUUAUGAGAUCCUUCAUCAAACCACCCGAGAAAACAAUCUACGAGCUCCUGAUUGCUGAGAAACGCUUCAAGAUUUUCCUGUCUUUGAUGGAGACUGCAGGUCUGACUGAUCUGCUGAAGCAGGAGGGCUCCUACACAAUCUUUGCCCCAACAGAUGAUGCCUUCAGUGGCCUUAGUAAAGAGGAUUUGAUUCUGCUCAAAAGUGAUCUGAAUGCUUUGAGGACCAUUCUACUGUACCACAUCAGUAACGGUGUCUUCAUCAACGGAGGACUAGAAGGAGGAGUUACCAAUUUAUUAAAGACACUCCAGGGCAACAACCUGCAAGUUUUGUCUGUAAACAACUCUAUUCAUGUCAACUCUGUGGAUGUGCCAGACAGUGACCUGAUGGCAAAAAAUGGCGUGAUCCAUGUGGUGAAGAAUGUUCUCUAUCCUGGGGACCUUCCUGUGGGUAGUCAGGACCUCCUGUUCAUCCUGCAGAAGCUGAUUAAGUACAUUCAGAUAAAGUUUGUUUCUGGAUUUACUUACACCGAGAUCCCACUCACCUUCAUCAAGAGGACCAUCACAACUACACAUUAUUUUGAAACAGUCCCUGAUCUAACAAAGGUGAUCAAAGUCAUUGAAGAAGAACCAUCCGUCACCAAGGUUACCAGGGUCAUCAAAACAGAACCAAUAAUCACUGAGGUGGUUGUCGAGGGGGAGCCGGUGAUCACCGAGGUAACCAGAGUCAUCAAGGGAGAUGCUUCAGUCACCAAAGUAACCAGGGUCAUCGAGGGAGAUGCUUCAGUCACCAAAGUAACCAGGGUCAUCGAGGGAGAUGCUUCAGUCCCCAAGGUAACCAGGGUCAUCGAGGGAGUUAUUGAAGGCCAGCCUUCCAUAACCAAAGUUACAAGACUUAUUGAGGGUGGAGAUGAACAGAAGAUUUCAGGUGGAGCCAGAUUCACCACGGCGAACGAGCCUCAUAUCAUUGAGGGCCCAGACUUCUCAAAGAUCACCACCAUCCACGGCAACCCAAACUUGAUCGAUGAGGAAUCACAGAGAAUUACCAAAAUCAUUCAAGAGGGAGGUAAAUUUGCUGCUGCCAGGAAAGGUCCAGCUGGAAUAAGGAAGAGGCCAAGGCAUGUCAGGCGUCACUUCGUCAAGCCGAAGCAGUGAAUCCAACAGAGAGAAACCUCCUUUGGGCUCACCGCAGAGACUGAAUGCUUCUCCAGUGCUCCUGGUCGAGUGCUGGACGAUUGAACAAACUGUGCACCAAUAGGGUUCAAAUGUAACUUUUUUUUGUCCAAACCAGCAAGAAAAAAGAUUGUUUACUAUUCCAUCUGGAAAUGUAUGUGAUAGGCAUGAUGUGUAAUAGCAUGAUGUGACCAUGAAAUUAGACUACCCUUCAUGUAAGUAAUGUAAGUAAGCAAGGGAAAUAUGAAUAUUUGAUGCGGGAUAGAUGGGGUAAAAGGUGAGGUUAUAUUCUACCACUGACAUUUUUUUAAUGGUUUGCUUUUUUUUAAUUAUGUGACUUUGUAAACAGAUGGCUUGGGAAGAUUUUUGUAUGCUUUUUAUGGUGCUCGCAUUCUGUACAACAGAUGCAUAUUAAUGAAUAUGAAAGAUAGAAGAAACAGUGUUUUGCUACCAUUAGAUGCUGUACUGUACCUCUGUAAAUUAUCACAUGGUAAUUAAAAAUACAAUGAA
Messenger RNA from Scomber japonicus (chub mackerel), 3229 nucleotides. RefSeq names its product periostin-like. The transcript is spliced from 23 exons. Gene Ontology annotation, molecular function: cell adhesion molecule binding. NCBI's taxonomy places the organism in Eukaryota, Metazoa, Chordata, Actinopteri, Scombriformes, Scombridae. Gene Ontology annotation, cellular component: extracellular matrix. Gene Ontology annotation, biological process: cell adhesion; extracellular matrix organization. The coding region runs from base 92 to 2701 and encodes 869 amino acids. The record is from RefSeq and is a predicted model, not a curated record.